Molecule: messenger RNA, 1344 nt
Organism: Wickerhamiella sorbophila
Lineage: Eukaryota; Fungi; Ascomycota; Dipodascomycetes; Dipodascales; Trichomonascaceae
Product: Hydroxyacid-oxoacid transhydrogenase, mitochondrial
Exons: 1
Coding region: 1-1344 (447 amino acids)
Cellular component (GO): mitochondrion
Molecular function (GO): metal ion binding; alcohol dehydrogenase (NAD+) activity
Source: RefSeq, a predicted model, not a curated record
AUGCUGUCCGCUCCUGCCGGCCAGUCAGGCAAAGCUGAGCCGGACUAUGCGUUUGAAAUGGCAGCAAGCAACAUCCGCUUUGGUCCCGGAGUGACUCAGGAGGUUGGAUAUGACUUUAAGCACCUUGGUGUUAAGCGGGUUGCCGUUUUCACCGACAAAACCUUGCUGUCAAUGGCUCCCGUCGCCAAGGCCCUCAAGGCUUUGGACAGCCAGGGAAUCAAGUACGACAUUUACUCGGACGUAAUUGUGGAGCCUAAGGACUACGGUGUCGAGGAUGCCAUUGCUUGGGCCCGCAAACUUCAACCUGAGGCGUAUCUUGCGGUUGGAGGCGGCUCGGUUAUGGACACGGCCAAGCUGGCCAAUCUUUUACAGAUUUACGAGUCCAACCAGCUUCUGGACUUUGUAAAUGCGCCAAUUGGUAAAGCCUUGCCUAUCAAUCGCAAAUUGAAGCCGCUGAUUGCUAUUCCAACCACCGCAGGUACCGGUUCUGAGACCACAGGAACCGCCAUUUUCGACUUGCCCAAGAUCAAGGCCAAAGUUGGCGUUUCAUCUCGGGCAUUGAGACCCCUUUUGGGCAUUGUCGACCCCGAAAACUCUGCUUUAAUGCCUGCUUCCAUUAAGGCGUCUUCUGGUCUCGACGUGCUCUGCCACUCUCUCGAGUCGUACACUGCGAUUCCCUACAAUGAGCGCACCCCCCGGCCCUCUGAUCCCAUUUUGCGUCCUGCGUACCAGGGUGCAAAUCCGAUCUCUGACGUAUUUUCGCUGCAGGCUCUCCGCAUGGUGGCCGAAUAUCUGCCCCGAUCGGUCAAGGACCCUGAAGAUACAGAGGCCCAGCACCAGACACUGCUGGCGGCUUCACUGGCAGGGGUGGGUUUCGGCAAUGCCGGCGUGCAUCUGUGCCAUGGUCUUUCGUAUCCUAUUUCUUCGCAAAACAAGGGUUAUACUCACGAGGGAUACGAAAAGGUGGGUCAUCCCAUCAUCCCGCACGGCGUGAGCGUUGCAGUUACCGCUCCUGCGGUGUUCAAGUUCACUGCCCCGUCAUGCCCCGAGCGGCAUCUGGAAGCAGCCGGAAUCUUGGGUGCCAACAUCACCAAUGCCAAGCUUGAGAGUGCUGGAGACAUUCUAAAAGAAACUUUACAAGACUUUUUGUACAACAAGCUGGGAUCUGCGCAACCCCGAGGAAUCAAGGAUCUAGGGUUCGGCUCCGGGGACAUCGAAUCUCUGGUCAGUGGAGCACUACCCCAGCGGCGGGUGAUGACGCUUGAAAAGAGUAUCCACUUUGCGUCGCAGGAUGAAAUUGCUAAAGAGCUUGGAGGUAUCCUUGAGGAGACCCUUUCAUUCUAG